AUGUCCAUAAAGGCCGAGGAGAUUGAAGAGGGACGACCUCAGCACGAGCAAAACCACCAAUCAGUUUCAGAACAGACCAACUUGCCUAACUGCCUUGUCCAGUUCGAUCGAAAGCUGUUGCCCAUCGUAUGCUGCCUCUAUGUUCUCUCUUAUCUCGACCGAGGCAAUAUCGGCAAUGCCAAGGCAGCCGGCGCCAAGGCGGAUCUGGGUCUAAGCGACUCCGACUGGUCCUGGGUCCUCAACUCGUUCUACAUCUGCUAUGUGGCUUUUGAGUGGACUAAUCUGUUUUGGAAAAUCCUACCUGCUAGCAAAUACGUAGCAGUUCUCUGCGUACUCUGGGGGGCUGCUGCAAUGUCCUCUGGUGCUGCACAUAAUUUGGGAUCUCUAGCAGCCACACGCGCCUUUCUCGGCAUGUUUGAGGCCGCCUUUGGAGCCGGUGCACCUUAUUUUCUUUCAAUGUUCUACAAGCGCCGCGAACUUGGGUUCCGUGUCUCGCUUCUAAUUGGGAUGUCUCCGCUGGCCAACUGUUUCGCUUCUGCACUUGCGUAUGGGAUCACUCAAAUCCAUGGAUCAUUAGAACCUUGGAGAUAUCUAUUCAUCAUUGAAGGAGCUCCAACCAUCGCUUUCAGCCUUGUGACAUGGUUCUUCCUUGCCGAUUCUCCCGGAACUGCGAAAUACCUCUCAGAAGAAGACAAGACCUACGCCGUGGAAAGACUUCAAGUUCGAGACCGCACAAAAAAAACCGGCGUUCGUUGGGAUCAAAUAUUCGCGGGAAUGACUGACUACCAGAAUUACGUCCAUACGUUAAUUCAUUUUUGCAACAACUAUUCAUUUGCCGCAUUGUCAAAUUUCCUUCCAACAAUUGUACGAGAUAUGGGAUACUCUUCAGUCACUGCUCAAGGCCUUACGGCGCCGCCAUACUUCGCUGCUUUUGCAUGCUGCGUUGCGGCAGCCUGGGCUAGCGACCGAUACGGCAAACGUGGGUUUAUCGUCAGUGGUGGUGGUGCCAUUGGCACGGCUGGAUACCUUAUCCUUGUUCUUGUCCGCGAUGAGUCUGCUGUCGCCGCACGUUACGCUGGUAUUUUCAUGGCAUCUUGCGGAGUCUUUCCUGCGAUGUGCAUAAAUAUAACUUGGUUAUUAAACAACCAGGGGGGCGACUCCAAGAAGGGUGCCGGGCUCGCCAUUCUUGCCACACUGGGGCAAUGCUCGUCCUUUGUUAGCAGUGUGGUUUUCCCAAGUUCUGAUGCUCCCUUUUACACCAAAGGAACAGCAAUUGGCUGCGGCUUGACAGGUGUCACAUGCCUUUCUGCUCUUGCAUUACACUUUUUAUUGAAAAUGGAAAAUCAGCGAAGAGACCGCGAGUUGGGACCGGCAAAUGAAAACGAGACGGUUGAUGUCACGGAGCAUGGUGAUAAACAUCGCAACUUUCGCUACUUGACGUAA
Messenger RNA from Colletotrichum truncatum, 1443 nucleotides. The record is from RefSeq and is a predicted model, not a curated record. Lineage: Eukaryota; Fungi; Ascomycota; Sordariomycetes; Glomerellales; Glomerellaceae.